Molecule: messenger RNA, 1752 nt
Organism: Hibiscus syriacus
Lineage: Eukaryota; Viridiplantae; Streptophyta; Magnoliopsida; Malvales; Malvaceae
Product: CBL-interacting serine/threonine-protein kinase 5-like
Exons: 1
Coding region: 277-1617 (446 amino acids)
Biological process (GO): protein phosphorylation; signal transduction
Molecular function (GO): protein kinase activity; ATP binding
Source: RefSeq, a predicted model, not a curated record
AAAGACAAUACCAGGUGCUCCAAUGGCGUCGUUUCGAUAACCCUUUUGUCACUUCUCUUUUCCUUUCGUACCUUUCCACUCGUCACUCACUCUUCUUAAUCCAGUCAUUUUCAUCCCCCAUGGAAUCAUUGAGAAAAAAUCUUCCUUUACAGAAAAAAUCUUAAUCCCCGGAUUCAAUUUCACAUCUUUACAGAACCACCCGAAGCAGCCUUGAAUGAAUCCUCGAGAAAGUUGAAAGCUUUGAUUGUGUAGGGAAAAGAAAACUAAAAAGAAUCCAUGGAUGAGAGGCGUGUUUUGUUUGGGAAAUACGAGAUGGGUAGAUUGCUUGGGAAAGGUACCUUCGCUAAGGUUUAUUACGGGAAAGAAGUUACAUCGGGUGAAAGCGUGGCGAUAAAGGUGAUCAGCAAAGAUGAGGUGAAGAAAGAAGGCAUGAUGGAGCAGAUCAAGAGAGAGAUCUCUGUUACGCGCCUCGUUCGUCAUCCUAACGUGGUGGAACUCAGAGAAGUCAUGGCUACAAAGACCAAGAUCUUCUUCGUCAUGGAAUAUGUCCGCGGCGGCGAACUAUUCGCCAAAGUUUUCAAAGGCAAACUCAAAGAAGACGCCGCUCGUAAGUACUUCCAACAGCUGAUAAGCGCCGUCGAUUUCUGUCACAGCAGAGGUGUCUCCCACCGUGAUUUGAAGCCGGAAAAUCUCCUUUUGAACGAGAACGAAGAUCUAAAGAUUUCAGAUUUUGGGUUGUCGGCCUUACCGGAGCAGCUUCGCAAUGACGGGCUCCUCCACACUCGGUGUGGAACUCCGGCGUAUGUCGCCCCUGAGGUUUUGAGGAGAAAAGGAUACGAUGGAUCCAAAGCAGAUAUCUGGUCUUGUGGGGUUAUCCUGUAUGUUCUCCUCGCAGGUUUCUUGCCAUUUCAAGAUGAAAAUAUCAUGAAUAUGUACAGGAAAAUUUUAAAGGCUGAAUUCGAGUUUCCGCCAUGGUUUUCGACAGAAUCGAAGCGUUUGAUCUCUAAACUACUCACGGCUGACCCUGAAAGAAGGAUCGCAAUUCCAGCUAUAAUGCGUGUCCCUUGGUUUCGAAAAGGAUUUACACGCCCCCUACUGUUUUCAAUCGAAGAACCAAUAUCAGAUAUCAGCACAGAAGAUGGUGAUUCUUCUGCUUCUAAGUCUAACAAGCUACCGUCUCCGAAAUUCUUCAACGCUUUCGAGUUCAUUUCCUCCAUGUCGUCGGGGUUUGAUCUGUCGAGCUUGUUCGAAAACAAGAGGAAAUCGGGGAUGAUGUUCACUUCAAGAUGUUCGGCUUCUGCAAUCAUGGCUAAAAUCGAAGCUGCUGCAAAAGGUUUGAACUUUAGGGUGGGAAAAGUCAAGGACUUCAAGAUUAAAUUGCAAUGUUCGUCGGAGGGACGGAAGGGGAAGCUCUCGGUGACGGCGGAGGUGUCUGAGGUGGCACCGGAGAUUGCAAUCGUGGAGUUCUCCAAGUCCUCAGGGGAUACCUUGGAGUAUGUCAAGUUUUGCGAGGAAAAUGUGAGGCCUGCAUUAAAAGACAUUGUUUGGACAUGGCAAGGCGACAACUUCAACAACACUAGUAACUUUAAAAUCGUGGGAGAAGAAUGCGAAAAUUGAAAGUAUGUGCCAGCAGUGCGUCAUACAACCUAACCUCAAGUACAGAAAAGGGAAAUUGUGUUUUUCACCCCUUCUAUUUUGGAAUUGGUUUGAAACUGAUUUUAUGUAAAUGCGUAUGCGGUGUGAUUAGUACAU